Molecule: messenger RNA, 720 nt
Organism: Hippocampus zosterae (dwarf seahorse)
Lineage: Eukaryota; Metazoa; Chordata; Actinopteri; Syngnathiformes; Syngnathidae
Exons: 1
Cellular component (GO): proteasome core complex
Molecular function (GO): threonine-type endopeptidase activity
Source: RefSeq, a predicted model, not a curated record
AUGCAUCUUGAGGAAUAUCAGAAGCAGCAUCCCGGGCUGGACUUUUCCCUGUGCAGGCGCAACGAGCAGCUCGCUAAGGAGGGCCUGACGAUGCCUUUCAAGAAGACAGGCACGACCAUCGCGGGGAUGCUGUUCAAGGACGGGGUGAUUCUCUGUGCGGACAAGAGAUCGACGAUGGGCACGAUCGUUGCAGAAAAGCACUGCAACAAGCUGCACCGGAUCGGCCCGAACAUCAUCGUCGCGGGGGCCGGCACGGCUGCCGACAACGACCAUGUGAACCGGCUGCUCUAGGCCAACCUCGAGCUGAUGCGGCUGAACUCGGGCCGGGAGACCCGCUUCGAGUCCUUUGUCACGCAGUCCUGCCGGCUGCUCUACAAGUACCAGGGAUACCUCGGGGUCUACAACAUCGCAGGGGGCGUGGACUGCAAGGGCGCGCACCUGGCGAUGAUCUCGGCUGACGGCAAUACCUACAUCCAGCCUUAUGGCGCGCUUGGCUCAGGCUCGUUGUAUGCGCUGUCGGUGAUCGAGAGCAAGUAUCGGGACGGAAUGACCAAGGAGGAAGCGAUCGCCCUGCUGACGGAGGGGGUGAUGGCGGGCAUCAUCCACGACCUGGGGUCAGGCUCUGCCCUCGACUUCUGUGUGCUGACCCAGGGCAACGUCGAAUACAUCCUCAAAGCGGCCACCCACGAAGACGCAGGCCCCAUCCGCACCGCCAUCUGA